GGCUAUUUAUUAGAUUCGAACUACCUAAUCGAAAAAAAAACAAAUCAAGAGUUGUACCUAAAGCAAAUAUGAACAAAACAAGAAAAUGAAUCGGUAUCAUUCAACGUGUUACUUCUCUUUGGUUAUUAAAGGCAGUUCUGAAAAGUAAUGGAUCAAUCGUAUAAAUCAAAAUUCAACAAAUUCAAGUGCAGUGCAAAAAUAAACAAUCCAAAGUGCAACCGUCAUAAUCUACGGGGAAUGUCAUUAAGAUUGAUAGAUAAAAUUCAUUCCAUGGGAUAUACACAUGAAAUCGACGAAUCGAUGAGUAUUUGUGAGUCAUGUCGUGGAUUGAUAAGUCACAACAGAAGCCCGAAUACGAAAAAACGCCGAUCGGAUGGAAACGACGAAACUAUGCAACCAUCAUUUAGUGGGCAGCAACAUCAUGAUGUUCCAGAACCAGAACCGUCAACGAGUGGUCAACAAAUCGAACAUGAGCUGGAUAUGGUACCAUCUAUUCCAUCAUUGGAGUCAAUUCCGUCAACAGAUCAACUACAGGGUCCCCAUAAUAUUGAGAAGUUUAAUACCAUUGCUGAAACAUUGAGUUUAUCGCCAAUCUCAUCUAGAAACAUGAGAAGUAUGGAAUAUCGCAUAAACAAAUCAUUGCAGAUUACGAAAGCAGUUCGAAAAAAUAUCUUCGGAAUAGAUUCAACGGAUGUUGGCAAAGUGGAGGCGUAUGACGAGAUAAUUAUGCAGUUAAAGGAUAAGUUCAAUCACCCUACAACUGACAGAAGCGAACAGAUUAAAAUACUAUCUGUACUUCCUAAGUCUUGGUCGGUAAAUAAAAUCACAAGAGAGUUUAACGCACCAAUGUAUAUGGCGAGGCAGGUGAAGGAUCUUGUUUAUGAACAGGGUAUUCUUUGUACCACCGAAAAAAGAAGGGGGCAUGGUAUUGAUGACGAUACAAAACAAAUAGUAAGAGAAUUUUUUGAUGAUAAUGAUAUCAGCAGGCCAAUGCCAGGAACAAAUGAUUUUGUUUCUGAGGUUCGAAAUGGCAAAAAAACAACAAGUUCAAAAACGACUUUUGAUGAUGUCGCUCAAAGAGGCUUAUAUGAUUUUUGUAGAUAUGUACAAAACUAUGAAUAUUGGUUUCACAGUAUUUACACAGUUGCGACCAAAGCAUUGUAUUUUACUUGAUUCUACUGGUAUACAUAAUGUAUGCAUAUGUACUAUUCAUGAAAAUGUAAAUUUAAUGUUCAACAGUAUAAGAAUUGUGUCACAAGAUGAAAUAAUACAAAAAAUGCUUUGCGAUAUUUCCACCAGAACAGAUAAUUGCUUUUUCCGUGCUUGUGAAAAGUGUGCUUGUAAUGAACACAUUGAAGAGGAACUUACAUUGAUAUUAGAAUCAAAUGACAAAAAAGAGAUUAUAUUUCAGCAGUGGUUGAAUACUGAUCGCUGCAAUUUAGAAACGAUUAUUAAACCUGUUGAUGAAUUUGUUCCGUAUCUUGUUGAUAAAAUUGACAAACUUAUAACACACGACUUUAUUCAUAAACAACAAUCAUCAUUUCUCAGAAAUAAAAAAAGAUACAUUAAAGGAUGAUGAAAUUCUUGCGAUUUGUGAUUUCUCUGAAAACUAUUCAUACAUAAUUCAAAACGCUGCUCAAGGAUAUCAUUGGAACAACUCGCAAGCAACAAUACACCCAUUUGAAAUUUACUAUAUGAAAGAUAAUAAACUUGUUAAUGUUAGCUUCAUUAUCAUAUCGGAAGUAAUGGCUCACGAUACAGUUGCGGUCCAGUUGUUCAUCUCAAAAAUGAUAGAUUUUAUGAAACAAUUAACGAACUUUUCUAAAAUUUAUUUUAUGUCUGAUGGGGCAGCAUCACAAUACAAAAAUAAGAAGAACUUUGCUAGUCUAUGUAGAUUCCAGUCAAAGCAUGCAUUAAGAGCAGAAUGGCAUUUUUUUGCAACGUCCCACGGUAAAGGUCCAUGUGAUGCUAUUGGUGGCACUCUCAAGCGAAUGGCAAAGAGAGCAAGUCUUGCUCGAGAUUAUGGAAGUAUCAUAACAACUCCACGAGAGUUAUAUAACUGGGCAGUUGUACAGACAGAUAAAAAUAUAACUAAAUUAAAUUAAUGUUACAUAUCCACUGAACAGUACAUUAAAAUGUCAGAAGAUCUCGAAGAAAUAUAUAAUAACGCCAAAACAAUACCAGGCACUCAGAAAUUCCAUAGUUUUUUGCCUAUUCCUGGCGACAAAGUAAAGGCAAACAGGUAUUCUAAUUCAGAAGAUGAACCAAAAAUAUUUAGUAUGAUCGGAAAAAAAUAGAAAAGAACAUGUUUGAAAUUGGCUCUAAGACACAUAUAUAUAUAUUUGAAAAAUUCAUAAUAAUAAAUAAUUGUAUAUUUAAAAGUGCACUUCAAUACAUAUUGCGAUCAAACAUUACAUUUCCUAAGAAAAUACAUUUGUAAUAUUUUCAGUUUUUUAUGUAUAGGAAAACCCUUCCAAAUGAUUGAAUAAAUAACACAAAAUCUCCUAGAAAAUUGACUUUCAUUGGAUUCUGGGAUUGUUAUGGCCUUCACUGGUUUUAUUGUUGAUAACAAAAUACACUGAAAAAAAAACAUUCGAACAAGAAAAAGUUUUUGUUAGAAAAACUUUUUUUCCUUAAAAGUGCCUAUCUUGUGAUGUAUGUACGGUUGGUAGGGAACAUAAUUACCUGUCUUGAGACAAAAUUUCAUCAAAAUCAAAAAUGGUGUUUUUUUAAAUCAACUUUGAAUUUUUAGAAAUGAUUUUUUUCAGUGUAGGGCUCAUUUUGGAUUUUUUUCAGUAUUUUUGCCUUUCUCGUUCACCUAAGUGAACUGAAAGGCUAUAUGUUCACUCAAAAAAAAAUUUUUCGAUAGGAGGCUCGGAGAGUCAAGUCGCAUAUACCAAUCAACUCAGUUCGACGAAUUGAGAUGAUGUCUGUAUGUGUGUAUGUAUGUGUGUCUGUGAACAAAAUAAGUUCACUCACUUUUAAGGCACUUCCCAUUGGCCGAUUUUUCGGAUUAUAGCUCGAAUCGAACCGGAAUUUAACCGCAUUGUUUGCUAUUGAAAAUGAUUCGGAUCGGUCAAGGCGUUUCGGAAUUAUGGCCAAUUUAGUGAUCCGGACCAGCACUUUUCACCCGAGCGACAGGUGUAACAGCCUGCUUAAGUUGGUGCGCGACGACCGCCACGACGGACGCCGCAGCUCGCAGCACACCACGAGAACGAAAGUAAGAGAGAAUGUGAGAGAAAACGACGACGACGAAAGAGCGGCGCUAACGUGCUAUACAUAUAAGCAAAAAAAAAGCCUAGAGUUGUCACCCAUCACUAACGAACCACGUAUGAGUGUGAUGAUGGCAACUUAUCCUGAUAUUUCAAAGUUUCCUUUUUAACAGGGGAACCAUUAGGGAGAUCAUCC
Molecule: messenger RNA, 3408 nt
Organism: Aedes albopictus (Asian tiger mosquito)
Lineage: Eukaryota; Metazoa; Arthropoda; Insecta; Diptera; Culicidae
Exons: 2
Coding region: 148-1173 (341 amino acids)
Source: RefSeq, a predicted model, not a curated record